Chanos chanos (milkfish) is the source of this 1434-nucleotide messenger RNA. It is a transcript of the gene mdh1b, whose product is annotated as malate dehydrogenase 1B, NAD (soluble). The transcript has 8 exons. The record is from RefSeq and is a predicted model, not a curated record. Gene Ontology annotation, biological process: malate metabolic process. NCBI's taxonomy places the organism in Eukaryota, Metazoa, Chordata, Actinopteri, Gonorynchiformes, Chanidae. Gene Ontology annotation, molecular function: malate dehydrogenase activity; oxidoreductase activity, acting on the CH-OH group of donors, NAD or NADP as acceptor. Bases 1 to 1434 code for a protein of 477 amino acids.
AUGGCAAAAUUUGUUCUUGCAGGGAAGGCAGAUUGCCCCCACUAUGCCAAGGCUGAACAUCUAGCUGACAUGCUGCAAAGGAGCUUACCAGAUUUCCGAAUUCACAAGAUCUGCGUGCAUCCAAAUGACUGGGAGAGGUGGCUCAAAGACACUUGCUCAGCCAAUGGCUGGAGACACAAACGCUCUCCCAUAGUGUGGAGAGAACUGGUUGACCGUGGAGGUAAAGGCAUGCUACUGGGAGGCUUCAGUGAUUUUCUGGAGCAUGCACAGGGUUACUAUGGCAUCACUCUGGAUAUGCAGACAGAGAUGAUGUUAAAGAUUGCAGGAGAGAAUUUAAAGGCCAAGGAGCAGUGUAUGGAGGAGGAGAUCCACCUUCGUGACAGACUAAAGCCACUGCACAUCUGGAUCAGCAGUGCUCUAAAUCCCACCUGCUAUAAUCUGAUUCCCCUGCUGUUCUCCACGGGCCUGUUCAAACAGCACCCCACAGUCUGUCUCCAUCUGCUGGAUCUAGACGGGUGCCAGCAAUCUCUACAUGGACUCCAAAUGGAAACAGAGGAUUUGGCCCUGCCUCAGCUCCACAACAUCACCUACCACUCCACCACGGACGAAGCUUUCAGUUAUGCACAUCUCAUCGUUUUCCUGGACGACUGGCAGACGAGAUCGAAAACAGAGGACGAGCGAGGGGACGAGCGAGAAGAGGAUAAGAGAAGCGUGGUGCGGGGCAUCGUUGAACGUUUUCGACAUUAUGGUCAGCUUCUUGAGGAGAACGCGAGCAAGGACGUCAGAGUCGUUGUGGCAGGAGACUCCUUCAUUAACUUGAAGUGCUCGCUACUGAUCGAAAAUGCGCCAUCUGUCGAUCCCCGUCGCUUUGUCGCCAUGGCAACACAGCUGGAGUGCGAGGCGAGGACUCUGAUUGCUCAGAAGCUGUGUGUAAAGACUACAGACGUGGCUGAUGUGAUCGUGUGGGGCAACAUCAGUGGCAGUUUCCACAUUGACCUACAGAGGGCUACAGUAUUUAGAUAUGAGGGUGCCAUCUGGGGACCAGCAGGUUUUUCCCAGCCUGUAUUGCACAUGUUGUACGACAGGAAAUGGCUGGACUCAGACUUCCUGAACCUUAUUAGCUCACGACGAGGAACAGUGGCAUCCAAGUCCAACAGGAGUGCUGCCAUUUCUGCAACCAAUGGCAUCAUUGCAGUUCUGAGGGCCUGGAACAAUGACUCCAACCACAAGAAGAUCCUCUCUCUGGGUGUGCUGAGUACAGGGCAGUUUGACAUUCCAGCUGGUCUGGUUUUCUCCAUGCCGGUGAUCCUCCAGGCUGGAGAAUGGUCAGUGUGUUCGGAUGUUGUCAUCAGUAAAGAGCUGAGGAAAAGACUGGAGGCUUCCAUCGAACAGCUCAGAGAGGUGGGUCAUCGAAAGCUUACCUUACCUAUAUAG